UAUGAAUGCUGUGCCAUCUGCAUGUUAACUUGGUUAUGACAUCAGGUCAUAUCUCGUCCUCUGCUCACACUGCAUUCUGAUUUGGCAGCCGGGGAAGAGCCAGACAAGAGCCAUCGUUGGAUUUCUAGAAGAGAUAGACAACGAGGACAAUCUGUUAAUCAAUUAAUCGUGAUUAAGAAUAUAGAGUACUGUGUAUUCCCUCUUCACACUGUCUUUACAUUGAUAAUCCGAGUAUGCGCACUGAACGCCAUUGUCUGCCAGCAGCAAGAGUGAGAGCGAGCGAGCGCGCGGAUAUGAUAGUGCAGGGGAGCGACAUACAUUGACCCGAAUCUCCGGGAACCGGAGAACAAGUGGACUCGGACACACAUCGUUGGAAAGACAUACUGGCAGACAGACAGCAACAGUUGUCAUUGCUAUGAUCAGCUGAGCCAGUCAAGGCAAAAUAAUACAUGUAAAUGUGGUAGCCAAUUGCGGAGAAGCGCUACUGUCGGAUACGUUUGUUGCGCUUUGUGUUUGUCAACCUUGUUGUGAUUUGGGGCAGGCUACCUGUCAUUAGCUGUGAGGGAAAACGUGUUGCUUAUCUUUAUCGUUUUGUUUUUCUGUCAUUCGUUUGACAUCAUCCUAUAGAUUCUAGUUUUUCUCGGUUGGUGUGAAUCAAAGCACCCAGUCGCUCAUGCUGCGGUCAGGGAAAUGGGCUGUUGCGUCUGUUAGUCAGACUUGACAACCCAGAUUUUUUUUAGGUGCCGUUUUGUCUUUGGCAAAGGGCGAGAAGUCCACUGCAGACAGGCGUGUCGGGGGCGAUUCCAGUGACGGCUCGACUCUCUGCGGAGCCCCCAUUUCAACAACCCCCACCCAUUUUGCUCGGGUACUUUGGAUGGGGGGCAAGCAAAGUACGGCAGGGCGGCCACGGGGUGCUUUUCCCGGUGUCUCGACGGAUGACAGCGCAGUGCCGCCCUCGGCUCACUUUGGCCACUACCGACCGAGUGGCACUAUGGGGCUACGCAGCCGCUCAGUGAGUUCAGUGGCUGGGAUGGGCAUAGAACAUAGUCCUGCGGUGCCCUUUGGGUUUUAUACCCCCAGAGGAACAGACUCGGACAGGGCCGGAGGGGGGUCUGGCACUAACGCUGCCCAUGGUAACGGCUACCAGGAAACAGGCGGCGGGCAUCACACGGACGGUAUGCUCUAUCUGGGAUCCCGAGGGUCGUUGGCAGACACCUUGCCCCUGCACAUUGCACCCCGGUGGUUUAGCGCCCACAGUGGGUUCAAGUGUCCUGUCUGCUCCAAGUCUGUGGCGUCCAAUGAGAUGGAGGUGCACUUCAUCAUGUGUCUAAGCAAGCCCCGCCUGUCAUAUAAUGAUGACGUGCUAGCAAGGGAUGCUGGGGAAUGUGUGAUCUGUCUGGAGGAGCUGCAGCAAGGAGACACCAUCGCCAGACUGCCUUGUCUCUGCAUCUAUCACAAAAGCUGUAUAGACUCCUGGUUUGAGAUUAAUCGGUCCUGCCCUGAGCAUCCUUCAGACUGACUGACCUCUGUGCUGCUACUACUACUCCUUCAAGGGCACUUUAUGGUCCAACCAUGGAUAACUGGAUACUGAAGUAACCAAAAAAACGAAACAAUCAAAACAACCAAUCAAUUGAUCUAUCAAGAAAAUUCCUAGCAAACUGAACCAAAAGAAGAAACAUCAAGCCAAUACUGUCACUUCCACAUGCAUUACAGAGUGCCCCUCCUCCCUGCCCCUUCAGCCCUAGAGACUGCCAGUCGGGCCCAACCAGGCUGACCAUCCCUCCAGACAAACUGCCUCAUCAGGCCGCUUGUCCCCCCCCCACCCCAGCCAGCCAGUUGCCCCACCACAUGCCCUGGCCCCCUGCUCUGCCCUCCAUUCUGCCUCCAGAGUCUAGCGCUCCCUGUCACUCAUCUGGAUCCAGUCCUCACAUGGCCUUCACCGGAAGAGACAGGGGAGGAAGAAUCGGGCUGGAUGCACCCUGUGUGCCAGGGAAAGGUCGACUCCCAGGACGUUGUCUGAUCAUCAGACAGAAGCCCCCAAUCACUAUAGUUACAGCACCCACCCACUCACUCAUUAGCUGGAGUCACAUGUGCUUCUCUUAGUCUUCGCUUUGAGGUGGAGUAGCGGUGUGUGAGAUGCCGAAUUGGUGGGGCAGGCAGGGUCUGUCUGUGUAGGUUUCUGUGUGUGUGGGUGGGUGGUGUCAGGGGUGUAGUUUAUGCUUCUCUAUGUGUUUGGGCAGUGAAGAUGCCAGUCAAACUACACUUGUUUUGUGUGUGGAAGGGGUACAUUGUUUAUGCUUGGUGGUGUGUGCUUGUGUGUUGUAGGGGGCAGUUGGGGUUCGUUGGUUUACGUUCUUCUAUGUGCUGGGGAUGAUGUCAGUCACCAUACCUGUGGUGUGGUUGGGGUGGUGAUGAUGAUGUCAGUCACCAUACCUGUGAUGUGGUUUGGGCGGUGAGGAUGAUCUCUGUAGUGUGAGAGCCUGAUUUGCUAAAGGGUCAAAUAGAAGUCUGAGACAAUACUGUGUGUUGGUCUGUGUUUGAAACGUUUACAAUUUAGAUGUCCAUUUUCCCUGUGUGAAUGUGUCAUUUCUCCCUUUAUUUCGCUAAUGUUUACAGUUACAGAAAAUCAACAUGACAUAUUCUAUGUAGUUAUUUUUGUCCACCAGGUUUUUGCUGUGAUGGGGACACUGAUCAGAAUGAGUCAUUUCUUUGUAGGGGCCGUGAGUGUGUUCAUGUGAGAGUGUGUUCAUGUGAGAGUGUGUUCAUGUGAGAGUGUGUGUGUGUGUGAUGCAUCUUGGCCUAAGAGACUGUCUGUGCCCAUAUGCUAACUGCUGAAAUUGGUAAUGUCCCCCCUCUGGUUGUGUUGACUUAUUGUAAUGGAGGUGUUCAAGACCCAUCAACCCAAACAUUUUAGUGCUAUUCCAGGGUUACAACUGAGCUAUUCCGGGGUUACAACUGAGCUAUUCACAUUUAAGAUUUGUUUUUCCAAAUCGGUCAGAACUCACAGUACUCUUCAGAAUGCCUCUAAUGUAUAAAUAAUAACAGCAUGGUGGUUCUGUGAGGGGGGGGGGGGGAAGACUGAACAAAUGGGUGAAUAUUAUAUUUUCUUCCAUUUGUGCUAGAUUAAAAUGUAGAGAAUAGUAUUUUUGCAGGGUUAUCUGCUUCAUACCCGUGAGGGCCCUACAAAAACCAUUUAUUAAGCAAGCAGACAACCACCAAGCUUCUCAGACACAGGGGAGACAGACUACUAGUCAGUUAUGAUAUAAACUAUAUAACUUAACGUCUCCUGCUAACUGUAGCCCUGCUCAACGCUCUAAAGGGCCAUACCUUCAUUUCUUGCUUUAUUUCGUUUUAAUGUCUUGAUUACUUUUUUUUCCAAGGAUGUGAAUGGAUGCCUGUUUGAGGUAUCAACUAAUUGUCUCAUGAUUUUGAUGUGCAAUGAUACAUAUAAUAAUAAAAGUCUAAAUAAACAUG
Messenger RNA from Oncorhynchus masou masou (cherry salmon), 3474 nucleotides. RefSeq names its product zinc and ring finger 1 (gene znrf1). Gene Ontology annotation, cellular component: membrane; intracellular membrane-bounded organelle; cytoplasm. Gene Ontology annotation, molecular function: ubiquitin protein ligase activity. Gene Ontology annotation, biological process: protein K48-linked ubiquitination; proteasome-mediated ubiquitin-dependent protein catabolic process. The coding region runs from base 875 to 1519 and encodes 214 amino acids. The transcript is spliced from 5 exons. NCBI's taxonomy places the organism in Eukaryota, Metazoa, Chordata, Actinopteri, Salmoniformes, Salmonidae. The record is from RefSeq and is a predicted model, not a curated record.